Messenger RNA from Centruroides sculpturatus (bark scorpion), 918 nucleotides. RefSeq lists its product as uncharacterized. The coding region runs from base 1 to 918 and encodes 305 amino acids. The record is from RefSeq and is a predicted model, not a curated record. NCBI's taxonomy places the organism in Eukaryota, Metazoa, Arthropoda, Arachnida, Scorpiones, Buthidae. The transcript has a single exon. Gene Ontology annotation, molecular function: catalytic activity.
AUGGCCAACAAUCACUUUAAAAUACUUCAGAUAAAUGCCCAAAAAUCCCAGGCGGCAUCUUCUCUGGUGAUUAAGACCGCAAACGAUCUGGAAGCGGACAUAAUUUUAAUUCAAGAACCGUACACUAAAAACAAUGCAAUUAUAUGCUUUGGCCAAUGGCAGGUUCUUUACAAGGGCAAAGGUGAAGAAAGACCAAAAAGUGGCGUAAUAAUACGCAAUAAAAAUAUAAAUGCAGCUCUAAUACCAGACUUGAGCUUGACAAAAAUAACCACAGUGGGCAUACAGAAUGGACCUAUUGAGUUCGUAAUCUGUAUUUACUUCUCACCGUACGAAGAGGACAAGAGUUGCGUAAAUGAAUUGGGGAGCAUUUUCCAAGCCUUACAAUUCAAGAAGCUAUUAGUAGCUGGAGAUGCCAAUGCAAAAUCCCCUAUCUGGCACCAUGAGGAGGAGGACGAAAGAGGAAGGCUAAUUAAAGACAUUCUAAAUGAAUACGACCUUACAUCCAUGAAUACAUCGAAACUUCCCACCUUCUUUAAUGGUAGGGCACAGGGCUGGACAGACAUCUGUCUGGCACCCACGGAACUAAGCAACAUAAUCAUAAAUUGCGAAACCAUUCUUAAGGACUCUGUUAGCGAUCACCGCUAUAUCCUCACAACGCUAAACUACAACCAUCCACAACUGGAUCUUGGGACUAACAAAUACCAGAAGAGGACGAACUGGGACCAAUUCCGAUCCCUCUUCGCAAGUAACUGGAGAAGAUAUAACUUCGUACCUCUUAUUGAUCCCUGCUCAAUUGAUAAUUAUGUACAACACCUCACAGAUUCUAUCAACUCUGCCAAUAUCCUCUCCUCCACCCUGAAACCCAGUAAUACCUACCGUACUCACUGGUGGACGGACAGACUAGAAAACAAAAAAUGA